Molecule: messenger RNA, 1751 nt
Organism: Aspergillus sclerotioniger CBS 115572
Lineage: Eukaryota; Fungi; Ascomycota; Eurotiomycetes; Eurotiales; Aspergillaceae
Product: amidase signature enzyme
Exons: 3
Coding region: 135-1751 (538 amino acids)
Molecular function (GO): catalytic activity
Source: RefSeq, a predicted model, not a curated record
CACCCCAUACUCAAAGAACAUCUAUCUCACCCACCCACGAUGAUACGUCUUAUGAUCCACAAUAUCAGUCUCCCAAGUUACCGCUCAUUGCCUACCUAUUUCUGUCUACAUCAUACUACGACAGAGCAUACAGAAUGACAAAAUCGACAGACUCACCUGAUCAAAAUCCACUGCUACUGGACCAGCGCAUCUCCUCGAUCUACUUGAGCGAGCACGCGGUGACACCUCUAACGCAGCAGAUUAUCGCGCAAUGGGAGCAGAUCUGUGCUCGAAGGUCCAAUAACCUGCCACUAUUUGGCGUCCCGUUCGCUGUCAAAGAUAAUAUCAAUGUCGCCGGGUUCUGCACCACGGCGGCGUGUCCGGCUUUCGCCGCAGAGCGAGGUGUAGCAACCACCGACUCGACUGUGGUGGGUAGUUCGGGGAGUGGCGUGGUGAGACAGGGUCUGGUGCCAAUUGCGCUAGGGACUGAUACGGCGGGCUCGGGGAGGGUGCCGGCGGGGUUUAAUAAUGUGGUUGGGCUGAAGCCAACGAGGGGGGCGUUGAGUACAUCGGGGGUGCUACCGGCAUGCAGGUCGCCGAAUUGUGUGUCGAUCUUUGCGCUCACGCUAGAUGAUGAGGAGACGGUGUUAAGGUUGGUGGAAGGGCCGGACGAGCAGGAAGCUUACUCCAUGGCUAGGCCGGAGCAGCAUACCAACGAAAUCGGAACCAUCCAGCACCCUGUCCCGGUUAACUGCGACAGUCCAGAGUGGUACGGACAGUCGGAGCACGCCGAAGCCUAUGAAGCGGCAAUGAUCAAAGCACAACGGCUGGGAUGGACAUCGGAGGCUAUCGACUUCAGUCCGCUCUUCGCCUUGGCCAGUCUGCUUUAUGAGGGGCCCUGGGUUGCGGGGCGGGCAAGCACCGUGGUCCGGGACAUAAUCCUCCAAGCGGAGCGAAUCUCAGCCGCGGAUGCCUUUCAAAGCGAAUAUCGCCGACAAGAGCUCGCCAGCCAGAUUGGAUGCCUUGUGGCCAAGUUUGAUGCGAUCCUGGUACCCACGACUCCGACGUUCCCUACCAUUCAGGAACCCAAGAUAGAGCCGGUCCUGGCAAACAGUCGCCUCGGCAUCUACACGAAUUUCGUCAACUUGAUGGAUUGGUCUGCGCUAGCGAUUCCCGCAGACUUCCGAGCUGACGGGCUUUCGUUCGGGAUCACGUUGAUCGGGGGAGAUUGGAAGGAGCAGCGAUUUCUUGGACUUGGCCGUCAGUGGCUUGUUGAUGCACCGCGUCUGCUGGGUGCCACGAAGAAGACUUAUCGAGAGGAUUCGGUGCUCACCGGUGCUGUGGUCGAUCCCAUAUCAAUGCAGCUGGCGGUAGUGGGAGCGCAUCUCUCCGGGCUGCCCCUGAACAAGAAUUGGGUGGUGCGCGAGGCCAGGUUGGUGGCUGCGACCACAACGGCUCCAUGCUAUCGAUUGUUUGCGACGCAGACCGGAUCCUCCAUCCCGAAGCCAGGCCUCAAGCGGGUGGGCGAUGGAGGCGCAUCCAUUGAGGUGGAAGUCUGGGAAUUGCCCCUCCGCAAGGUGGGAGGGUUCCUCGCCAUCGUUCCACCACCAUUAGGCAUUGGGUCCAUUGAGCUGCAGGAUGGUCGUUGGGUCCAGGGCUUCAUUUGUGACGCAAAAGACAUUACCCGGUUUGGCGGAUGGAGAAACUAUGUGCAAUCCUCGCGUGGUUCCGAUUCCGUGUCUGCGCCUCUGACCCCUGAUUCUUUGCCCUGA